Danaus plexippus (monarch butterfly) is the source of this 509-nucleotide messenger RNA. RefSeq lists its product as uncharacterized. The record is from RefSeq and is a predicted model, not a curated record. The transcript has 2 exons. The coding region runs from base 86 to 448 and encodes 120 amino acids. Lineage: Eukaryota; Metazoa; Arthropoda; Insecta; Lepidoptera; Nymphalidae.
AGAUUUAAGUCAGUGCAUAGCACAUAUUGUUAUUGCUAGUGGUAGUAUAGUAUCAAUUACAUAAUUAAUUUUAUUAUUUAUUAAAAUGAUACAUAAAUGGUGGCACCGUUACAUCCGGCGUAAAACGAAACCCAUUCCAGUUGAUGUAGCCGUUUUAUGGAAACGUCGCCUUAGUUAUGCUUAUGGUUUUCUUGCAUGGAAUGCUUUCGGUGUACUGGUAUAUAGUAUAUACAAUGGAAAAGCCGAUUGGGCGCAUUAUUACGGUCUCAAAACAGAUGAAGAAGCCAAAAUGUCACCAGCACUGGGUUGGGCCAAUACUUUAGGUAUCAAGAAUGCUAAAGUUUACAGAAUAUCUGGACUGACUAAAGUUGAUGAAUAUGAUAUUGUGGAAGGAGAGAAAAAAACAAUUGAUAAAAAAGAAAUAAACAGUGAAGAAUUGGAAACAUAAUUUAUUUAUCUGUUGAUUUUGUUGUAGACAUAAGCUUAAAAUAACAGUUUCUGAACUUUAA